Messenger RNA from Hansenula anomala, 2028 nucleotides. RefSeq names its product Rup1p (gene RUP1). The record is from RefSeq and is a predicted model, not a curated record. The transcript is spliced from 2 exons. Bases 1 to 2028 code for a protein of 675 amino acids. Gene Ontology annotation, cellular component: cytosol; nucleus. Gene Ontology annotation, molecular function: protein binding. Lineage: Eukaryota; Fungi; Ascomycota; Saccharomycetes; Phaffomycetales; Wickerhamomycetaceae. Gene Ontology annotation, biological process: protein deubiquitination.
AUGGGCAAUGCUGACGUGAGUGACGCAGCUGUGAAGCAAAUCACAGAAAUGGGAUUUCCUGAAGAACAGGCAAUUCAAGCAUUACGAGCAACUGGAGGUGAUGUUAACGAGGCACUUAACUUAAUAUUUCAAGGUGCUGACUUUUCACAAGGUCAAGAGUUACUUCAGCAAGAUGCUCAACUACCAGAUUAUGUGGACCCAGGUUAUAAUUAUCAAGUUGAUGAAAAGAGAUCGAUUCCAAUUGAAUCUGGGCUAAUAAAUGAUAAGAUUCAGCCACCAUCUUAUGAACAAGAGGAAAACCCACCACCAGUACCACCUAGACAAAACCGUCCGAUUCAUAUUGAGGACAUUCAGCAUCGAUCACAAAGUGAAGUCUCAUUAUCAGAUUCAGGGUAUUUGCCAGACUCUGAGACUUAUAAAUAUCAGCAACAAUUACAAGUGGAACCAGAGUACUCCAUUUAUGAAGAUUUGACAAAGUAUCAGAAGCCAGAUGAUGCACCAUCUCUUUUGAUGCCAGUAAGAAAUGGUGUAUUAGAAAGUUAUUUAAACCCUUUCUUAACAGUGUUGCACUCUAUUCCAGCUUUCCGCAAGGCAGUUUACAAUCAAACUUUUGAAACCCUUGGUUUCCAUCCACGUUGGUACAAAGGUGAACUUAUCAAUGUUCCAGAUGGUACAGCUAUUAAAGCUAAGAAUGGUGAAACUUACGAUUUGAGGUUUUUGCUUGAAGUGCAAAGAAUUUUUGCAUUUCUUGAUGGUGAUUCCGGUAGAUAUUUUGCUUCAAUGAAUAAUUUCAUAAGAUCAUUCCCAAAAAUCGCACAGAAAAAAUUUGGUUCCAUAGACAAUAUUUAUGAAGCAUAUGCUGUGUUUUAUAGUGUUUUGGCAUCACAAUUAGACGUUUCAGGUUCUGGUAAUGCUCUGUCAUUUUUUGAGAGUGAACUAGAGGAUUUAGCAGAUGCAAACAAGAAGUUUGGUAUGUUUCACGUUGAAGCUGAAGAGCUCAAGGGGGAUUUGUAUUCAACGUUGCAUAGUAUAUUAUGGGGUGAUGAUCUGGAUAACCAGCAAUUUUUGUCCAAGUUGUCGGAUGUGAUGACAAUGUCUUUUGAACCUUCCUAUGACGAAACUAUCAUAUCAAAAGGUGUUUUAAUUUCGGAGAAAUUUUACCCACAAAUUUAUACUACAGAUUUUAAAGAGACAAUUUCUGAAUUGCUGGAAGAAAGAAACUCAUUUGAUAAAAAGAAAAGAUUGAUAUCAAGGGAAUUACUGAAUCUAAGAGCUUUCAAUGGUAAACAUGUGUCAUCUAUACUUUCAACCUCAAUAGAGUUUUUAAGUUCAGAAUUGAAAAACUUAAAUGAGGAGGAUAAGGAAUUGGCGGAUGCAGUGAAAGAUUUAGAAUCCAUUAAAGCUGAUAACCAUGAAAAAAUCAUUAGUUUGACGGAUAAGCAAAACACUUUACAAGACGAGAAAGCAAAAAUCAAUCCAUAUGAUGUUAAUGCUAUAUUUAAACGUCAUGGAAGUGUUCCUGAACCAUACUUAUUAACGGGUGUGAUACUGAGUAAUAAUGAAUUUUAUUUCUUGAGAAAAGUUAAAGAAGAUUUGAUUGAUUUGGAGCAAAAUCAAAACCAAUGGAUUCGUGUACUUUAUGAACCAAAAUAUGGUAAUGAUCUCAGAUGUUCGGUAUCAAGUUUUGAAGAAGUGCAAAGGGUUGUUCAUGCUACAACACAAGGUCAAUAUGAAACAUCGUUAGUUUUGAUCUAUGUCAAAGAAUCCACAUGGACUACAGAGGUUGAGUAUGAAGUUCCUGAAUCUGUCACAAAUUUUAUUGCGAAAGAUAAGUUAGAAUUAGAGAAAUCAUUGGAAUUAUUGGCAUCCAGUACAGAUGAGGAAUUAAGUGACGAAGAAGGAGAUGAAGAAGAAGAUGGUAAUGGAAUGGAACAGAGUGCAGGCGUCACUAACCAGGAAGGUGAGAUUUCUUUGAAAGGGAAUGAUGAGAACUCAGAGGAUAAAGAGAAUGCACCACCAACGUAUUAG